CAAAAUGUUCGUUUUAUACGCAGUUCUUUUGGCAAUUCCGCUAUUUCUCUACUGGCUGCACCAGAAACAGCUUCAGGACGAUGUGAAAGUUGGCGUUCUAAAAGUGAAAGGAUGGCCUCUGAUUGGUUCUGUAGCCGACAUGAAACCUUUUCUACAAGAAAAGAAACUUUUUGUGAAACUGCACGAGCUUCAUCGAGAAUAUGGAGAUACAUACCAAUUGCGAAUGGGUCCUGUCAAGAUGAUUAUUUCACGAGACCCGAAAAUAACUGAAGCUAUUGUCAAUAACCCGAAAUUCGGGAAAGCCGCGGAAUAUAAAAUGCUUCGUCCGUGGCUCGGAGACAGCUUGGUGAUGUCUGAGGGUGAAAAAUGGCACAAAAUGCGGAAAUUGAUCACGCCGGCAUUCCAUUUUCAAAUAUUAGAACGGUUUAUUCCGGUAUUUGAGGAACAAACGGAUAUCAUGAUUGAUCUAAUUAGACAGGAAAUGUCAAAUCCAAAAGGAAUUGAUGUUUUUCCAAAAUUCCAUAAUUUGACCUUGGAUAUUAUUUCGGAAACUUCGAUGGGAGUUCAUUUAAACGCUCAAGUGAGCUCGCACUCGCCAUUUAUUGAUGCCAAUCUAAAAGUUAUCAACAUCGUCGAGGAACGCGUUUUCAGUGGUUAUCUUUCCGUCGACUGGCUCUUCCGCUUAUCAAAUCUGUACAAAAUCCAAAAGACAAAUAUUGCAAUAAUUAACGAUUUCGUUGAUAAUGUUAUCCGGGAGCGGCAUGACAAGAUGAUCAAAGAAAUAAACGAAAAUCCCGAUGAAUCUGAGACAAAAAAACGUCCCGCUCUCUUAGAUAUUUUGCUGCAAGCACGCGUCGAUGGAAAACCUCUCUCCAACGAAGACAUCCAAGCCGAAGUGAAAACUUUCAUGUUUGCCGGGCAUGAAACGACUGCCAACACGCUCUCUUUUGUCGCCUACUUCCUCGCCAAGUACCCGGAAGUGCAGGAAAAAAUGUAUGACGAAAUAAAACGAAACUCUUUAGACACAAAAAGUGAAUCUCUGACAACGCGCGAACUUAAUUCGCUCUCGUACAUGGACAAUGUCAUCAAAGAAACCCUUCGCCUGUAUCCGCCAGGGUUUAUGGUGUCGAAACGGUGUCACGAAGACAUUCGCAUCGGAAAUGUCUUCAUUCCGAAAGACUCGACAAUCGCUACGAACAUCUACAGCGGCCAUCGCAAUGAAAAAUAUUUUAAAAACCCAGAGGAAUUCAAUCCAGAUCGAUUUGACACGGAAAUUUCCGCUAAUGAGAGAAAUCCUUACGUAUUCCAGCCCUUUUCCAGCGGGUUGCGGAACUGCAUCGGACAGAAAUUUGCAAUGAUGGAAGCCAAAACAACUCUUGUGAAAUUAGUUUCGACGUUCAAGCUGGAAUUGGCAGAGAAGGAUUUUGAAAUUGAUGUCAUUCAGUCGGGAACUUUGAAAUCUGCUAAUGGAGCGCCUUUGAUUUUUAAGGAAAGGAACUAAAAAUAAAAACGGGUAAUAAAAUAUAUGUUUUUAAAAUCGUUUUUUAAAUUUCA
Culicoides brevitarsis is the source of this 1554-nucleotide messenger RNA. Its product is annotated as cytochrome P450 4d2-like. Gene Ontology annotation, molecular function: heme binding; oxidoreductase activity, acting on paired donors, with incorporation or reduction of molecular oxygen; monooxygenase activity. Lineage: Eukaryota; Metazoa; Arthropoda; Insecta; Diptera; Ceratopogonidae. The coding region runs from base 5 to 1501 and encodes 498 amino acids. The record is from RefSeq and is a predicted model, not a curated record. The transcript is spliced from 4 exons.